UGUACUUCCUAUAUUUUGCUCGUUCUCUCAUUCCCCUUCCCGAAGGAGCUCUUCCCGCCUGCAGGGGGGCGUUAGUUGCGCGUUCUAACUCAGACUAACAGGAAGCGGGGCUACACUUUGAGGUGUAACGCCUCCCUCGUUCUGUUCGGGCAGUGUUAAGAUGGCGCCAUCAACCUCCAACUCACACGCUAAAGCAUUACUUAAACUGGAAGAUGAGAUUGAAGGGGAUCGAAUCGGCUCCCGCGACUAUCGCUUUUCCGGAAUUGGAGUGCCGGUCCCUAUUAAAUCCGGCGGCAGUGCUCCAUAUGACACUGAGAACGAAAUUCCUCCACUGCAGCCUCUUGCUGUCUCAGAACGCUCUGGCCUCAUCUUCGUAGCCCAUUCGGACGGGUUUUGUGUUGCGAGGACGCAUGAUGUUUUGGGGUCAGCCCAAGAGCUUAAAGAAAAGAAUGCUGGACUCUCUGUUCAGGACAUCUGUGUUGUGGACAUAUCUAUUGGAAAGGUUUCCAUAUUGGCCUUAUCCGGGGAUGACUCACUGCUUGCUGUUACUGUCGGUACUAAAGUCCACUUCUUUCCCGUUAGUACCCUACUCCAUAAGGAGCAAAACCCAUCCUUUUCAUUUUCAAUCGACGAUUCAAGUUUUAUCAGAGACAUGCAAUGGGCUAAACAUGAGGAGAAGAUUUAUCUUGUUCUUUCCAGUGUAGGGAAACUGUAUUGUGGACAUGGUCAAAAUCAUGCUAAUUAUGUAAUGGACAAUGUUGAUGCUGUUGGAUGGAGUGCCAAUGGUAACAGUGUUGCUGUCGUGAGGAACAAUACCAUCAGUAUUCUUUCGUCACAGUUCGAGGAAAAGCUAAGCUUGGUGCCAUCAUUCAAGUUAAUACUUAAUGACUCUGAUGCUGGAUCUGUAAUUAAAGUGGAUGCUGUGAGAUGGGUUCGUCCAGAUAGCAUUGUGCUAGGAUGCAUUUACAUAAACGACAAUGGUGAGGAAACCUAUGCCUUGCAAAUUAUCACAUGCAAGAAUGGUGAAAUUGAUAAUGACUCUUCUAAGCCAGUUAUUCAGUCCUUCACAGAUGUCUUUGCAGAUUUCCGUUCUGAUGUUGUUCCUUUGGCUAGUGGACCUCACCUCUUUUUCAGCUACUUAGAUAAUCAUGGGAUUGCAUUCGUUGCAAAUAGAAAAAACUUGGAUCAGCAUAUUUUAUUGUUUGGCUGGUCGAUAGGUGAUGGAACGAAUAAAAGUGCAAUGAUUGAAAUGCUGGAGGAUAGAUGGUCUCCAGAAAUUAUUCACUUAGAAAGUGGAGAUGAUAUUUUUGUCUUGGGACUUGCUAUCGACAAGGUUUCCCAACAGAAAGGACUCAAGAUGUUGCUUGGUGACAAUGAAGAAAAAGAGGUUUCACCCUGCUGUCUUUGUCUAUGCCUUUCUAGUGAUGGAGGGCUUUCAAUUUUUCGCUUCGCUAGUGCUGCAGGUGAUUCAGCUACAUCGCCAGUCUUUGUAUGCCCUGAUGAAAUAGAUAACACUUCUGCAGUGGCAUUGUCAGAAGUUAAGAAACAGGAUGUAGAAGACGGGGGACAGAAAUCUAAUAAACUAGAUAAAGGUGAAUCGGAUAGAAAAGCUGCUGGAGUUUUUGAAAAGAGUACUCAACAAUCUCUACUUUCCAAAGAGGAUUAUGGGACCCGAAACCAGGUUGCCAACGCACACCUGAACUUGGUGAGUGAGGAUCAGCAUAAACCUUCUGUUAUGAAGCUAAGUCUAGACAUGGGUGGAUUACAGUCGCCUCUUCAAGUAAAACAAGGUGAAGAUGUGAAUGACCCAUCAGUACAUGCUUCUCAGCCUGCAAACUCGGAAACUCUAGUUAACAGUUUAAGUGUGAAAGCAAUGCAUACAUCUAUUGAAGCCAAAAAUUGUAUAGGUUCUGUUCCUGCUACAUCCUCAAAUAAUUACGGCCAAACAUUUGGCAAAAGUAUACAGACAGAUCCUACAAUAGCAGUGCAAGGGAGGACAAUGUCAACUGGCUUUUCCAAUUCUGCAUCUUUUACUGGCACCUUAAGAAGUGGUCAUCCUCAAAGCUCUUCACUGUGGAGUCAGUCUGACACAACUUCAGUUGAUUAUUCUAAGCAAAGGGUCAUGCCCUGGGCCCAGAGCAUCAAGUCAUCAUCUCCAUUGCAGCAAAAUGUUUUAUUGGAGAAGUACUCAAAGCCUCAACCCAGAAGAAAUUCUUCCGAGAGGAUCCAGCCCAAGCAGUUUCACAAUGCUGAAGAGAUGACUAGAGAACUUGAUGACCUUCUACAAGAGAUAGAAGGUGAUGGGGGUUUUUUAGAUGCGUGCAUUACUAGCCAGGAGAGUUCAGUUAUGACUUUAGAAGAGGGCAUACAGGCUCUAUCUGAAAAGUGCAAGAUGUGGAGAGGAAUAAUGGAUGAACGGAAAUGUGAGAUUCAGGUCCUCUUUGACAAGACAGCAAAAGUUUUGGCCAAGAAAGUAUACAUGGAAGGCAUUUUCAAGCAGGCCACUGAUAGCCGAUACUUGGACUUGUGGAGUCGCCAGAAAUUGUGUUCUGAACUUUACUUGAAACAAGUACAUAUAAAUGAUAUGAGAAAGGUCCUAACCAAUCAGCUCAUUGAAUUGGAAAAACACUUCAACAUUCUUGAGAUAAAUGCUUUUGGAGAAGGAAAAGGAGGAAUGACAAUGAAUCUAAGAGGCUCACAAUGCAAUCAUGGACCAGGAAGGAAUGCACACUCCUUCCAUAGCUUAAGAGGAGCAGUGAAUGCACAACUAACAGCAGCAGAGCAGCUAUCUGGAAAUCUCUCAAAGCUGAUGACUGAUUUGAACAUAGACUCUUCUGUAGGCAGGCAAAAUGUUAGAAAGGAAUUGUUUGAAACAAUUGGAAUGUCCUAUGAUGACAACACCUAUAGCUCUCCUGGUAAGGAAAUAGCAUGGAGUACCCCUUUAAACAGGGAAAGGUCUGUUUCUUUAGCUGCAAAUGGGCAGUCCCGUAGAAAGCUAACAAAUACUGCAAAGAGUUCUGAACCAGAAACUGCAAGAAGACGUCGCGAUUCUUUGGACCGGAACUGGGCUUCUUUUGAGCCUCCAAAGACAACAAUAAAAAGAAUACUCCUGCAAGAAGAUCACAAGAAGGAAAGUGCUAGUAGCUCAGCUUUGUCAGCUUAUAAACAACAGUUUGGUUCUCAGUUACAUGAAAGAUCAACUUCUGCUGGCUCAAAUUUCUCUAGUGCAUCUUCAACCUCUUUUCAACAGAAACUCAAAAGCACUGGAUUUCCAGAAAUCUCAGUGGAAUUAUGUGAUAAACGUACUGCUCGUGCAACCCUGUGGGCCGACGACCGUGAAAAACCUGAAGGCAAACUUUCAUCAGCACUAAAGUCCUCAAUGCCAUCCCUGGUUGAACCCAAGUCAACCUCUCAUGAUCAAGGUAUUCAAAAAGGUGGAAAAGUAAACGAUGAAAGUCCAACCAGCACCACUCCUUUUCUUGUGAAUUCCGCACCGGGUCCAUCAAAACUCGCUCAGCAGUCUGAAACCAAACUGAAGAAGCCUUCCCUUGACAUCCAGAACUCGGAAUUAAACACUACUACUGAAUUUUCCUUCUCUGGUGCAAGUAGUGCUGCUUCUGCCUUUAAUAUCUCAGGAAAUUUUAAACAUAAAAGCCAAACUACUGAAACCUUAGUAUCUACUUUGGCUCAAUCUUUGAACUCUGCAUUCCCUCCUGCUAAAUUCGAUUUUCCAUCAAUACCUAUUUCAUCUAUUAGUUCCCCGUCUUCCACAAAUGUCAAUUUACAAACAUCAGCAUCUACAACUCCAUUAUUUACAUCCCCUACACCUGAAAAAAUUAGUUUUCCAUCAAUAUCAGAUAACUUUUCAUCAGGUGAACCAACAACAGAUGGCUUUACGUCCAUUCCUAAAGCCAGUUGUGGUUCCAACCAAUCAACCUCACUGUCUCAGUCAUCGCUAGUUGCUUCCCAAAGAAGUUUGUCUUUUCAUAUCUUGGAUCCUCAGAAUGUGGGGCCAUCAGUUGUUAUUCCUGAGAGUGAGAGACACAACCCUGAACCAUCGUCUCAAAUCCCCACAUCAAACGUUGAUACAAAAGAUGAUAUGAGUUCUGGAAAUCCACAAUCCAUUCUAAAUGUUACAUCCAACUCACAAGUUGGGAUUUUGGCCCAAUCAAAAUCAACGAAUGAACAUUCAUCAGACAUACAAUCUGCAAAUCAGACGAUCACAUCUGGCUUCUCAAGUUCUACCUUAGGUGUGGGGCUGAAUGAGAAACAGAAAGCGGCAACUUUCCAGACUGCCAAAGGGGAGAAGAAUGAUGAUACUGUCAGUACAGUCUUUGAGGAGGAUGAGAUGGAAGAGGAAGCUCCCGAGGUGAAUCAGGUAACUGAACAAACAUUAGGAAACCUGGCUGGGUUUGGAUUAGGAGUUCCUAAUAAUGUACCUAUUGCAAAACCAAACCCAUUUGGUGCCUCAUUGCCGUACAAUAUUGCCCCCACUCAAGCAAGCUCUACCUUCCUAAUGACUGCUCCUGCAGGUGAACUAUUUAGACCAGCAUCUUUCAAUUUCUCAUCACUACAGCCUUUGCAGCCUCCAACAAGCUUUAGUAGCAUUUCCAGUGGUGGAUUUACUUCUGGUAGUGUGAGUCAAACCCCUACUGGGAGUGGAUUUGGUCAACCAUCUCAGAUUGGACGUGGAAAUAAUGCAUUGGGAUCUGUUCUUGGUACUUUCGGACAGUCAAGACAGCUUGGAAGUGGACUGCCUGGAAGUUGCUCUGCAUCUGCCAUUGGUAUUGGAACUAGCUUUGUAAGCAAUAAUAGUAAUAGCUCAGCUGGCAGUUUUGGAGUUGGUGGGUUUGGUGGGGCCUCUGCUGUCGGUGGUGGCUUUUCUAAUUUGGCUUCAACCGGUCGUGGAUUUGCGGCCACUGCCACUGGGGGUGGAGGAUUUGCCUCUGCCGCCACGGGGAUUGGUGGGUUUGCCGCAGCUGCAACUGCAAGUGGGUUCAGUGCCACUCCCACGGCCGGUUCAGGUGGUGGCAUGUUUGGAGGUUUUAGCAACCCACAAGGUGGCGGAGGCUUCUCAGAUUUUGGCAGUUCUGUUGCUGCAAAACCCGCAUCUCAACUCUUCACUCAGAUGAGAAAAUAGUCUCAAGGAGGCUGGCCUCCUGACACAUGAUGGUUAUGUUUGUUUGUUGUAACGUAGUGUCUCCGUUGUUCAGGUCAAUUCAUAUAGUUGAUCGUUUCUGUCAGCCUUUCUUUAUGAAUUGAAAUAUUACUGCAGUCAAUUCAAUGCCAAAAUUUGUUUCCUUUUCCCCAAGUAUUGGAAAUGGGGGUAUGAAAGGAAUUAAGGAAUACAGAUAUAAAUGAAGAAAAAACAGUGAAUUUGUUCAAUUGCAUUAACAGUCAAUUCAAUUGAUCAAUUGCAUUAAGAUUGUAUUAAGAGUAUGGGUGGACACAUACUUGUUAAGGCUGGAAUUCCCACCAUUAAAGUAUUAUGAACCGUGG
Molecule: messenger RNA, 5499 nt
Organism: Cuscuta epithymum
Lineage: Eukaryota; Viridiplantae; Streptophyta; Magnoliopsida; Solanales; Convolvulaceae
Source: the annotation of a GenBank genome assembly